This is a messenger RNA of Chara braunii, 4361 nucleotides long. Lineage: Eukaryota; Viridiplantae; Streptophyta; Charophyceae; Charales; Characeae. The record is from the annotation of a GenBank genome assembly.
UCGGGCGUAGGAGCCACACGGCCAAGCAGCGACGAUGCCUGGUUCUAUCUGUACGGUUGUCAGACGGCCUUCGUCUCGCGCAGCUCCUCAGUCUUUGCUGUGCCUCGUCCCGGACACAAGUGGUUAACUGGAUCGUCAUCAUCGUACGGUUGGUUCCGAGUGGAUUGUCCGUCAUCUGUCUUGCUGGAAGAGGACGCAUGCCCUUUGGGAGUGAUUCUGGGGUCUACCUGAGGGAGGAAACGUCUGGAGGUGGGCAGUGAUGGCGUUCCUUGCAAGGCGAGUUGCGCGCCAUGUCCGGUCUUCCACUGUUUCAAAUUUCCGUCCCCAUGUUCUGAGCAGCAACCAUCUUGUUGGCUUACUGCCAGAAUCUGAUCAGCUUCUGCAAUGUUCCGCUGUCUCUCCACACCCUGCACCUUGCCCGCAGUCGAUGCUAUCAACCCCAUUGAAUGGUGAAGCCUCCUUGUCCUCCCGGGCACCUGAAGGGACAAGGCUCUUCUUGUCAUCCCUGGCAGGUAAACCCAGGCUGAUGACAAUGGUAGGUGGAGAAGCAUGGGGCAUCAACACGGAUGCAUGGGCGUGCAGGUGUCACUCGUCAUUGGUCGGGGCAAUAAAAAUGCCGUCCUCAUCUUUUUAUGCGUCUUUAGGAGGAAAACGUCACGUUGCGAGCUGCAGCAGUCACCGAGUGUCAGGAAGCAAGCUCAGUGCCAUGGGGGAUGUAGCGGUCGGUUUGUCGGGAAAGCGAGAGGCCUCUUCGGUGGCGGGUGCACUUGAUUCGGCUACGAAAGAGCAACGGCCGAGGAUAAUCCCCCCCGGGGGUUUCCUCCCGCUCAACAGAUUGGCAGAUGGACCAGGUGCAUCGAAAGAUGGCAAGCGACUUGGAAGAGGCAUUGGGUCUGGGAAGGGGAAAACGGCUGGCCGAGGUCACAAAGGACAAAAGGCUCGGAGCCGGAACCCUCGGAUUGGGUUUGAAGGAGGCCAGACGCCUCUUCGUUUGAGACUCCCAAAGAGGGGUUUCCACAACCCUUUUGCAAUGACUUUCCAGCCUGUGAAUCUCUGGACCAUAGUUGAAAAGGUUAAGCAGGGGAAGAUUGAUCCAUCACAGACUGUGACCAUGAAGACUCUAAAAGAUGCGAGAGUGAUAGGGAAGAAGAUUAAUGAUGGGGUCAAACUCCUUGGUAGGGGUGCCCAUGAGUUUGACAUCCCUCUCAACAUUGAGGUGAGCAGAGUUUCGGCAACUGCCAAGGAGGCAGUGGAAAAGGCGGGUGGCAGAGUGACACGGGUGCACUACAACAAGUUAGGUCUGAGGGCCCUACUCAAACCACAGUGGUUUGCGAAGAAAGGCCGGUUGCUGCCAAGACCGGCCCGCCCACCUCCCAGACUGUUGGGUCAGGUGGACAAGAUUGGCGAUCUCCCACCGCCACACUCUGUCCUCGAUUACAUGCAACCUGGUGAUAAGCCAACAAUUGACAGUGUUGCUGCGCUGGUCACGAGGCUGGCCAGAGAUCAUCAGACAGAGGAGGGAAGGAGAGUAAGGACGAAUGAGAAAGACAAACAUUUGGGGACCGUGAGGUAUGUGGGUGCGGUUGUGGGUUUUGAAGGGGAAUGGGUGGGAGUGGAAUGGGAUGAUCCCUCCCGAGGGAAGCAUGAUGGCACAGUAAGAGGUCACUGUUAUUUCCAAGCGCGACAGGUUGGUAGCGCAUCCUUCGUGCGGUCACACAAGAUAGACUCAGGAAUCUCUCUUGUGGAUGCACUGAAGGAGAAGUAUUGCGCCGCAGCAAAUGAUAAAUCUUCUGAAGGUAACAAAGGACCAAACGAUGACGAUAUGCAUGUUAUUUCUGUCCAUCAGCGCCGACUUCCAGUCCUACUCGUCGGAAAGGAGAAGGCUGAGAAGUACUACCAGGACCGGCUGCACAAGCUGCGGAUAGCAGUGCUGCAGAAUGCUGGGAUUAGCUCUGCGGGGCCGAAGGGCGAGGUUGGUGCUACCGCUGGCUGUAUAGAAGAACUCUAUCUUGCUGGUAACCUGUUGUCAGAUUGGAAGGCCAUCGGCCAAAUUCACGAUGAACUUGCGCAUCUGACUCUCCUGGACCUUAGCAGCAAUCGGCUGAACGUGAACGAUCUCUCGAUGUCAGUGGAUCAGCUGCCACUGCUCUGCCACAUCAAGAAACUCUCGUUAAACAAGUGCGGCUUGUCAUGGCAAAACGUGGAAGUUAUCGAACGGAUGAUACCGAACGUAGAAGAGCUUCAGUUGGACGAGAACGAGGUGUUGUGUCUGAGAGGCCACCAUGAAUCAGAGGAGGAUGUGAAGAUGCAGAAGAGAAACUUCGUCGCUGGAUUUAACUCACUUCGUGUCGUGAGCCUCGAAGGUAACCAGAUCGACGACUGGCUGGAGGUGAUGCGCCUGUCAAGACUGCCAAAUCUGGAGACGCUGUGUUUGACGGGGAACCGUAUCAAGUCGAUCGAACAUAUCGAUGCGGAUGGGCAAAGCAGACCAUUUGCAAAGCUCAAGUUCCUGUGGCUUGGAGGCAAUGAAAUCCUGGACUGGGCAUCAAUCGACGAGCUGAAUCACCUGCAGAGCCUUGAGGAUCUACGGCUGACAGGAAAUCCUGUCAUGGAAACUCCGGUAGAUGGGGGCGAACCACGUUUUCUGGUUGUUGCAAGGAUUGGCGGUAUCACGGAGCUGAAUGGAAGUCUGAUCCAUCCUAAAGAACGGAGGAACGCAGAGGCAAGGUACCUUCGGCUUGUCAUGUCGCAACGGUUGCCAAGCGAGUCGGACGAUGAGAUUGCAAAGAAGCAUCCAAGGUUCUUUGAGCUGAAGGAACUGCACAGGGUCGUGGUUGACGUUCCUGUUUCGCCAAAACCUCCCCAAAGCUCGGCAAUUAGCAGCAACAUGUUCGCCGUUACUUUUGUUUGUGUUGCAGCCUCAACAAAGUCAGCAGGUGAGAAGCCCGCGACCACAAAGAAGUUACCUGGAUCAACAACCGUCGCGAAGAUGAAGCUCUUAUGUCAGCGCAUGUUCAAUAUCAAGCCAUCAAACCAGCAGCUUUUCAUCAAGCAUGCUGAUAGUCCUGUACCCAUACCUCUGGAUGAUGUUGGGGAGACGGUGGAAGGAAUGCGCUUGUCGGAGGGCUCAACCAUCCUUGUUGACAAACCAACUAGCUCACGGACGCGAAAGGUUAAGGCGAUGGUGAGGGCAGAGGAAGAGAGAGAAUUCCUUGAGCUGCUUAUCUCCAGUUAACAUGCUGAAGACGUCAAGUAGUAGGGUCUUAGAGCGGACCGGUGUUCGCAUGCGUUCCUCCACGGACGUCUGGAGUGUUUUGCGUCGUAAUUUUUCGCGCUUGAAUGCUGGGAUUUGGAGCUGGCACGAUAUUGCUGAGUGAUGGCAAGCGCGAAGGGAUGCCGAUACAAAGGUUACCAAAACGCUUGCUGGGCCGGUGGAGUCUGUGAGGAGGAGGAGAAGUGGGGAGAACAACCCCAACAGUUGGGUGAGGACAGGGGUGAAUUGAAGAUGUUGUCUUUACUACAUGGGAGAGGAGUGGUGUGGCAUGCGACGAAAAUUUGGUAGGGAUAAUUGCCUGCCUGCGUUCUGUGAAGAUUCGGCGAGGAUGCAUAUAACGCCGAACACUCCUGUAAAGAAUCUCCUCUGGACUCUAUCAGAGAUGUACGUUGACAAUCGUUCUGAGAGAAGGAAGGGUGUUUCUUGGCGCUGGUUAGGGAUCGACUGAUUUCGGAGAGGAGAGUUGAAGAUUCCGGCUGGCCUACGUAGUGCAGCCUGAGACUGGUGGCAUGAAUGCCCCACACGGCUGAGACUGGUCAGUGUUCAAUUGCUGAUCACGUAGAAGCAGUGUGACGGCAUAUACCUGAACAAUGAACAUGUGCUGAUUACUCAGGUGCAGAUCGAUCGAUUGGAGGGGAGAAUUGCACAGCUGUUUGCAAGGUUAUUAAGGACUGUAAGGAGGUUAUUAACAACUCCUAAGGAGGUUACGAAGCACCAGGGAACCCUUUUCAGAGAUUGAGCGAGUUUUAACGGCUUGUGCACCUCUGCGGUUGCCGUUUCAUGCGAAGAAAGCAGGCACAUGCGUGAGGAACAUCUACGAACUUCAAAACGCCUUGCUGGUAGAAUAUCUUCUUCACUUCUCGUGCGUGAAGUCCGCUUCCUACCUCCGAGAAUGGUUCUUGGAGGCGGCAACAUUGAAAGCGGAGGAGUGGCAUUGUUUCUGAGUGGUGAGGUUAAAAAGUGGAGGAGUGACAUUUGUUUCUUAAACUUUCUUUGUAUAUGUUGUAAAGUUUGUAUUGUACCAAGUUCGGGUUGACCGGAAGGUAUUGAAAAGAACAAUGGGUGGGGAUAAAGGAUGAAGAUUUCA